ACCUUGGAACUUGGGGAACUACAUUACCCAGAAAGCUCUACAUUGAAUGACAGCGCGACAGAACCAGUAAGGGCUCAGAAUAAAGGCGUUUCUGUGUGCGCACGUAACGUAGUGGCGGGAUUCUCAGCGUUCUCUGGUAGCGACCAUUUUGGUUAAUGUUGGGUGUGUUUCUGCGGUUUGUGAGGUGAGAGGCGGUGGAGCUAUGGGUCCGAACCGCGGUGUCUGAACCCAGAAGGUGAAGAGUCCUUCUUGCUGCACAGAGGCAGAUCUUAGGCCCCGUAACGGCGCCCGCCGCUCCCAGCAGUGCUUUCCCCGCGUACUCGGAUGGCGGCGGCCGCGCUGAGGCUCCCGGCUCAGGUAAUUGUGCCUUCCCUGCCCUCAGGUCACCUCAUCCUAACCCGAGUCCUGAAGCAGCGAGAGAGCGGCGACUGUUCACAGGUCUGCAGCCCGGACCCGGCGUCGGGACACUGAGGCGUUCGCUGGAGAGGUCCUUGUUUCUGACACCUGUGGGAUGCGGUGGGGAGAGCGACAGGCACAGGGACCGGCGCGGGCUAUGGCCUGGAGAAGGACAGAGUCGGGAGGAUGGAACCUGGGGGUCCACAGGCGCCUGUAGGGAACAACGUGUGAGGCGAAGCUUCUCCUGGAAGAGCAGGCUGGGGGCUGUGUAUUCACUGUGAAGACGCUAGAAGCCAUGGAGAGUUUCGAAGAAAGGAGGGAUGCGAUCCAAGUCCAGGCUUUUAAGGUUUCCCAAAGGCCAAAGGAAGAACAUAGUAGAGGAGAUGAGGACCUUAGGGUUCUGGGAGGUUGACUCCUUUGUUGAUAGAUCACAUAGGUGGUAGAGAUGACAUUUUGCACUGAGACACGCAGGUCAGACAACCAGUCCGAGGUCACCUGGCUCCAGCGAUAAGAAAAGGUUCAAGGAGACCUGAGCUUAUCAGAUCCCCUUUGUAACGUCUGCUUUCCCCUCAGACACUCCUGGCUACAAAAGCACGUAAAGAACCCACUGAGGGGGCCGGGCAAGGUGGCUCCCACCUGUAAUCCCAGCACUUUGGGAGGCCGAGGCGGGCGGAUCACCUGAGGUCGGGAGUUCGAGACCAGCCUGACCAACAUGGAGAAACCCCGUCUCUAACAAAAAUACAAAAUUAGCCAGGCGUGGUGGCGCCUCAUGAUUGUAAUCUCAGCUACUCAGAGGCUAAGGCAGGAGAAUUGCUUGAACUCGGGAGGCAGAGGUUGCGGUGAGCCAUUGCACUCCGGCCUGGGCAACAAGAGCGAAACUCUGGCUCAAAAAAAAAAAAAAAAAAGGAACCCACAGAGGGAAUUAGAGGGUGUUCCAUUCCCUCACUGACCUUAUUCUUCAUUCACAUGUUCUCUAGCUUGUGAUGUCCUGGGACUCUUACUUGCCAUUUUUUCAGUCCUUUGAUCUGAGAACACUGGAGAAACCCUAAACCCAGAAUCCUAAGUCCAUGACACAGGAUGUAUGGAGGUAUUCCCAUUUCUGUCAACCCAUGUAAACAUACUUUGAAGGUUAACUACAGAGUUGGUACCAGGUCAUGAAAUGCUUAGAGAUAAAAAUUUGGUGGGGAGGCAAGAGGGCGGCGAGGAGGUGAUGUUACCACAGUCCCAUUUGUCUGCAGGCAUCAUCUGGCUGCAAAGAAGAGAACACACUGUGUUUGAGGGAGGAGGAAGGAGGAUCAGAGUUUAAACUCCUGCCAUAAUGCAGCAGAGCACUGUGGCAUUUGAAGAUGUGGCUGUGAACUUUUCCCAGGAGGAAUGGAGUCUCCUUAGUGAGGUUCAGAGAUGCCUUUACCAUGACGUGAUGCUGGAGAACUGGGUACUUAUAUCCUCCCUGGGUUGUUGGUGUGGAUCAGAAGAUGAGGAGGCACCUUCUAAGAAGAGCAUUUCUAUACAAAGAGUGUCUCAGGUCAGCACUCCUGGGGCAGGUGUGUCUCCCAAGAAGGCCCACUCUUGUGAAAUGUGUGGCACAAUCUUGGGAGACAUUUUGCACUUGGCAGAUCAUCAGGGGACACAUCACAAGCAGAAACUGCAUAGGUGUGAGGCAUGGGGGAGUAAAUUGUAUGAUAGUUCAAACCGUCCGCACCAGAAUCAGUACCUUGGAGAGAAACCCUAUAGAAGCAGUGCUGAGGAAGCAUUGUUUGUGAAGAGGUGUAAGUUCCAUGUGUCAGAGGAGUCAUCUAUCUUCAUUCAGAGUGGAAAGGACUUUUUGCCCAGCUCAGGAUUACUGCUGCAGGAGGCCACUCACACUGGGGAGAAGUCAAACAGCAAACCUGAGUGUGAGUCUCCCUUUCAGCGGGGAGAUACUCAUUACAGCUGUGGAGAAUGCAUGAAACAUUCUAGCACCAAACACGUAUUUGUUCAACAGCAGAGACUUCCCUCUAGAGAGGAAUGUUAUUGCUGGGAAUGUGGGAAAUCCUUUAGCAAAUAUGAUAGCGUCAGUAAUCAUCAGAGAGUUCACACUGGGAAAAGACCUUAUGAAUGUGGAGAAUGUGGGAAAUCUUUUAGUCAUAAGGGCAGCCUUGUUCAGCAUCAGCGAGUUCAUACUGGAGAAAGACCUUAUGAGUGUGGAGAAUGUGGGAAAUCUUUUAGUCAAAAUGGUACUCUCAUUAAACAUCAACGAGUUCACACUGGAGAAAGACCUUAUGAGUGUGAAGAAUGUGGGAAAUGUUUUACUCAGCAGGGCAAUCUCAUUCAACAUCAACGAGGUCACACUAGUGAAAGACCUUAUGAGUGUGAAGAAUGUGGAAAAUGUUUUAGUCAAAAGGGCACCCUCACUGAACAUCAUCGAGUUCACACUAGAGAAAGACCUUAUGAGUGUGGAGAAUGUGGGAAAUCCUUUAGUCGAAAGGGACACCUUAGGAACCAUCAGCGAGGUCACACUGGAGAAAGACCUUACGAGUGUGGAGAAUGUGGGAAAUCUUUUAGUCGAAAGGGCAACCUCAUUCAGCAUCAGCGAAGCCACACUGGAGAAAGGCCUUAUGAGUGUAGGGAGUGUAGGAAAUUAUUUAGGGGCAAGUCCCACCUCAUUGAACACCAGAGAGUUCACACUGGAGAAAGGCCAUAUGAAUGUAAUGAAUGUGGGAAAUCAUUUCAAGACAGCUCUGGGUUUCGUGUUCAUCAGAGAGUUCACACUGGAGAAAAACCGUUUGAGUGCAGUGAAUGUGGGAAGUCAUUUCCUCAAAGCUGUUCCCUCCUUCGACAUCGGAGAGUUCAUACUGGAGAAAGGCCUUAUGAAUGUGGAGAAUGUGGAAAGUCAUUUCAUCAGAGCUCUUCCCUCCUUCGACAUCAGAAAACUCACACUGCAGAAAGACCUUAUGAGUGCAGAGAAUGUGGGAAAUUCUUCUCCAGUCUCCUUGAACACAGGAGAGUUCACACUGGAGAAAGGCCUUAUGAAUGCAGUGAAUGUGGAAAAACAUUUACUCGAAGGUCUGCGCAUUUUAAACAUCAGAGACUUCAUACUCGAGGAAAGCCUUACGAGUGCAGCGAAUGUGGGAAAUCCUUUGCUGAAACCUUCAGUCUUACUGAACACAGGAGAGUUCACACUGGAGAAAGGCCUUAUGAGUGCAGUGAAUGUGGAAAAUCAUUUCAUCGAAGCUCUUCUCUCCUUCGACAUCAGAGAGUUCACACAGAAAGAAGUCCUUACAUGUGAAAAGAAAUUUGGGAAAUUCUUUAGCUAAACCUCUGUGCAUCUUCUUGAUCAGAGGGUUCUUACUGGAUCAGGACCUUAUGAGUGUGACAAACGUGGGAUAUUCUUUAUGCAGAAGUCUUGUUUUAUUACAUACAGAAGAGCUCCCACUGCAGAAGGGCCUCUUGAGUGCGAUGAAUGUGAGAAAGCCUUCUGCCUUCUGUCAUUGGAUAACAGAUUGUUCUCAUAAGGAAAACACUACACAUACAGGAAAUAUUAUUUCUUGUAAAACAUAACACUGGAGGAGACGCCUUAUGACGGAGCCAUCUGCCUAAAUUGACAUACCUUCAGCAUCUGCAUAAACUCAAUUAUGUUGGAGCUGUGUGGCAUUUUUCACCCUGCCAGGUUCCCUUGCCAGACAUGACUGUCGGUUAUCUGGCAAAAACCAUUUUAUGUCGGCCACGAGGCAGGUGUUCACCGUGCAUCAUUCAUUCACCCCAUGAUGUUCUGGAAGUAAACCUUGGUUGUCUUUCGUUGGCCAGAGGAAUUGGGAUCUCAAGGGCAUUUCCCUUUGCCCACCUCACCUUUUCAUAUUUGGUAAACUGUAUGCAUUUGCCUCCAGCCCAAGAUUAUAAAUAUGAACUGAUUAUGAUCUGCAUGUUCUCUUUUUGGGUUCAAGCAUUUCCUUACAGAAGAGCCACCGUGGAAGUCAUGGGUAAAUAUGUGUUGAAUUGGUAACUCCCUCUUUGAGAAUUUCUUGUGAAUUACACAGCAAUAGGGGAACUCAUUUAACUGGAGACAUAAUCUCAAUUUGUGAAGUGUGGCCCAUUUUCUAACAUUUUUAUUUUGCACACCCUCCCCUGUCUUCUGGAUUGAUGAAACUAACGAAGAGGUUAAUAAAAGCCCAUCUCAUCAUGUA
Molecule: messenger RNA, 4559 nt
Organism: Gorilla gorilla gorilla (western lowland gorilla)
Lineage: Eukaryota; Metazoa; Chordata; Mammalia; Primates; Hominidae
Gene: ZNF418
Product: zinc finger protein 418
Exons: 4
Coding region: 1715-3664 (649 amino acids)
Biological process (GO): regulation of cytokine production; negative regulation of transcription by RNA polymerase II; regulation of immune system process
Cellular component (GO): nucleoplasm; nucleus
Molecular function (GO): DNA-binding transcription repressor activity, RNA polymerase II-specific; DNA-binding transcription activator activity, RNA polymerase II-specific; RNA polymerase II cis-regulatory region sequence-specific DNA binding
Source: RefSeq, a predicted model, not a curated record